CGGUGGAAGAGAGGACGAGGUUCUUGCAUUCAUGGAGAAAAAUCUUACCUUAAUGACAAAGGGGAUAAGCGAGUUGCGGAAGACGAGUUUCCCUCAACAGACCCUCGUGUGGAAUCAUCCAGACAGUGAGAAAAUUCAUCCCAGUAAAGCAUUUCAUGCUGUCAAACGUUAUUAUGAGAAACAGGCCGAGGAACAAAGGAAAGUCUCCAAUCUAUCAAACGAUGUUUCCGACUCAUCGUUGCUGCAGAAAUGCUUCUUGAAACGGCCCGGGUGCCCUCAGUAUUGCAACCAGGCGACAUCGGCGACCCUCCUUGCGAGCAGCGCUUCGAGAACUGGAGUUCUCCCGAUCAACCUCAGCACCAUGAGUCUGACUUCCCAGAUAUCCCUGGACGACUGGAGUUCCUUGCUCCAAAAUCCCGACAUUUGGGACUCAAGGAGUCGCAUCAGAUUUUAUUCCGCUUCCUCCUCGGAGCUGGUGUUGCCCAAAUGGAAGAGCUUCACAGAAGGCAUCGUCCCCCAAGGCCAUCUUAAAGCCCACUCCGGGAACCGCAUGCCCUGGUACAUCCCUGUGCUUCACGAGAAGGAUCUGAGCCUUAAUAAGUUGGGGGAGGAGGUUGCCCGCCUGGCUCCUUUUGAAGCCGAGUGUAUCCGGAAGGAGGAAGUGAUCGCCGUUCUGCGGGAAGAGGUCCAGGCAAUGCACAAACAGCUGGAGCAGCUCCUGAAAUGGCAGGCCUCUGUUUUAGAGAGCACUUCGGAAGAGAAGCGUGCCAGAGUGGAGGUUCUGUCCGAUUGGGACCUCACCCAGCCGUCCACGCAGGGCGCCUCCCCGUCGUUCGGGCUCGAGCAGAAGAGCAUCCCUUCGGUCUGCGUGGAUCAGGUCGAGUUGUCGGAAGAGUUGAGUCAGGACAUGGAGCGUGUGAAAGAGCUGCUGAGCCAGUCGGAGCAGAUGCUGGAUUCGAAAGCGCAGCUUGUGAAGAAAGAGCUCAUAAAACAACAGGGGGAUCUGCACCACUUCGAGAAAGAGAGCCUGCUGGAAAUAGAGGAGGAGGUGCCCUCGAACAACGAAUCCAGAGUGAGGGAAGGGGACUCGAGCGAUCAGGAAGACUCGGACAACACCUUGAUCCUCUACAAGCUGCUGGAGUUCCAGAAGGUGAACGAAAUCCUCUACGAAGAGCUGCAGAAAGCGCGGAACGAUUACGAGCUGGCCACAGGCGCGAUUUCAUCCCUGCAAAGAGAGUUGUCCUUCGGGGAGUCCCAACUCCGGAAAGCUCAGGUGGAGAAAGAAUCUUUGCAGAAGGAACUCCGGGAACGAGGCGAACAGCUGGAGGCCAUGUCCAAUAAGUUUUCCAACUUGCGGGAGGAGAGGAAACACGAAGAAAUGAUGGGCACCAUCGAGAGAGAGAAUUGUAAACUCCGACAAGAGGUGACCAAGCUGGAGGUCCAGCUGGCAGACAGAGACCAGGCCAUCCACACUUUGCAGACCAACGUCCAGCAGCUUCACUCCGAGUUACUGGUCAACCAGCAUCGCGCCGGGAAGCAGCUGAGCAGCCAGGAUGAACUCCAGAAGCAGCUGGAGAUUUUGCAACGGGCGGAACAGCAGACCAGAGUCACUCUGGAGAGCGUCAGCGCCCGGUUUGAAAGGUUCCGCAGCAAAAUUAUCCAAGCCGCUUACAGCACGCCCGGCACCAAGUCCCCGCAGGCAGAAAUCACUGACGAAGAGGUUUUAGAGGCCUUGCAGAAAAUCAUAACCGACCGUCUGGACUUCCACCAGAUGCUGAAGCAGAAAGGCGUGAAGGUUCCAUCGCUCAGCUCCGAGCCUGCCCCACCACCGACUCAUAAGAAAAAAGCCGGAGGGAAAUAAUAAAUCCCCCCCCCUUUAUUUUAACUCCCCCCCCACAAAAAAAUUACAUCUCUCGACUUUCUUAUCCCGCUCCUGAGCUGUUCCUUUUCCUGUCUCCAAUUAAAAGAUGGCACUCAUGUUUUUUUUCCCCCCUCCCCGUUUUCUUGUGCAUUCGUAUGAUUAUUAAUUGUAAUUC
Messenger RNA from Ahaetulla prasina, 2036 nucleotides. It is a transcript of the gene CCDC27, whose product is annotated as coiled-coil domain containing 27. NCBI's taxonomy places the organism in Eukaryota, Metazoa, Chordata, Lepidosauria, Squamata, Colubridae. The transcript is spliced from 12 exons. The coding region runs from base 32 to 1861 and encodes 609 amino acids. The record is from RefSeq and is a predicted model, not a curated record.